AUGUCUGUGGAGUUCAAGGAGGCCCUACUGCUGAUGACUGCCAAGCUGGCGGCCAAGAAGGCGACCAGAGCCAGCAACUCGGCCGCGCUGUCCCCGUCCAAGAAGAGAAAGAACAAGAAGAAGAACCAGCCGGGCAAGUACAGCCAGCUAGUGGUGGAGACGAUCUGCAGACUGGGCGAGCAUAACAGCUCGUCCCUGGCCAAGAUCUACACAGAGGCCAAGGUGCCGUGGUUCGACCAGCAGAAUGGGCGCACCUACCUCAAGUUUUCGAUCAAGGCGCUGGUGCAGAACAACACGCUCCUGCAGGUGAAGAGUGCCGGAGCCAACGGCUCCUUCAAGCUCAACCGCAAGAAGCUGGAGGGUGGCAGGGAGUGGCGCGGGACCACAGCGGCAGCCACCGCCCUGGCUCCGGCCACACACAAGGCCAAGAACGCGGCCCCGGGCGCGGCUGGGCCCCAGCGUACAGACAAGAAGCCCGCCAAGAGCCAGAAAGUGGAGAAGCACGUGCGCAAGAAGGGUGGUGCCUCCAAGAAGGACAAAAGCAGCAAGGCCAAGAAGGCAGCGGCCCCUGGAGGCAAGAAGGUGAAGAAGGUGGCCAAGCUCAGCGUCCCCAAAGUGCCCAAGGGCCGCAAGUGUGCGUGCCAGCCCAGUUGGAUCACCCAGCAUGGGCCCCUGAGGUCUUUUCGGUGUUCAGUUUUUUCUACCUCAAGUAUUUUUGAAACAGCCCUGGCGAUGCCUCUAUUGUCUCUCGUCCUUGACAAUGGACGUCCUCAUGGUUACCGGCCCCUGGGCGCCAAUGGCCGAGGCAGUGUCAGCUCACCAGGUGGUCGGUGA
Molecule: messenger RNA, 834 nt
Organism: Nycticebus coucang (slow loris)
Lineage: Eukaryota; Metazoa; Chordata; Mammalia; Primates; Lorisidae
Product: histone H1.10-like
Exons: 2
Coding region: 1-834 (277 amino acids)
Biological process (GO): nucleosome assembly
Cellular component (GO): nucleosome
Molecular function (GO): structural constituent of chromatin; DNA binding
Source: RefSeq, a predicted model, not a curated record